GCCCUGACUGGCGGAGCUUUCCAGCUCGCGGGACUCGAAAAAGACAGUAAGCAGCAUGAGGAGGCAAUCUUGCCGUGCCAUCUUGACCUGAGUAGUGCACUUUUCAACGAGGUCAUCACUUCUGUGGUGCGCCCGCUCAUGCGGGUAACGGGUGCUCAGGCUAAUCUGCAUGGGAAUCUUCUCAGCUUUCGUUUCCUUUGACUCGCUGGAGGCAAGUUCUGCUGGCAGUGCUUAAAAAGCCAAGGCGAAUGCGAGCGGAGGGGAUCAGCGCAGCGGAGGUGGAUCGGGCACGUUAGACACCUUGGAAACCGAAAAGGCUUGGACGUGACCGGCAGGCAGUCAGCCAGUGAGAAGAUGCAUCGAUCAGGGGGUUCAUCGCUGAUUUCAUUGAGUCUCCAGCUGGGAAUCAUUUUGGCCGUGUUACUUUAUAAAGUGCAGCAUGCCGCAGCAGGAAGCCAGAGCGACACAGAGGACCAGCCCUCUAAUCGCACACGCUCAUGUGUUGGAACUUACGAAUGCAAAGAAGGAGUCAUCUUACCAGUGUGGGAGCCUCAGAAUCCAUCCACUGGAGACAAGAUUGCAAGAGCCACUGUCUAUUUUGUGGCCAUGGUCUACAUGUUCCUUGGCGUUUCCAUCAUAGCAGAUCGAUUCAUGGCAUCCAUCGAGGUGAUCACAUCUCAAGAGAAGGAAAUCACCAUUAAGAAGUCCAAUGGGGAAACCACCACCACCACCGUGCGUAUUUGGAACGAGACGGUGUCCAAUUUAACCCUGAUGGCAUUGGGUUCCUCCGCUCCAGAGAUCCUUCUGUCUGUCAUUGAAGUGUGUGGCCACAACUUUGAAGCCGGCGAUCUUGGGCCAAGCACAAUAGUUGGAAGUGCCGCCUUCAAUAUGUUCAUAAUCAUUGCCAUCUGUGUCUAUGUGGUUCCUGAUGGAGAAAACCGCAAGAUCAAGCAUUUGAGGGUCUUCUUUGUGACGGCUGCCUGGAGCAUUUUUGCUUACACCUGGCUUUAUCUGAUCCUGGCUGUCUUGUCCCCUGGGAUUGUCCAGGUGUGGGAAGGUUUGCUUACCUUAUUCUUCUUUCCAAUUUGUGUUGUAUUUGCUUGGGUCGCCGAUCGAAGACUUCUGUUUUACAAGUAUGUCUAUAAGCGAUAUCGAGCCGGGAAACAGAGGGGGAUGAUCAUCGAAAUGGAAGGGGACAGGCCACUGCCGCCCAAGGUGGACAUUGAGAUGGACGGCAAGAUAAUGAACUCUCAUGCUGUUGACUUCUUAGAUGGUUCCCUCAGCAUCGAAAUAGCCGAGAAGGACCAAGACGAGGAAGAAACGAGAAGGGACAUGGCCAAAAUCCUUAAGGAAUUAAAACAAAAACACCCCGAGAAGGAAAUGGAGCAGUUGAUCGAGCUUGCCAACUACCAGGUGCUGAGCCAACAGCAGAAAAGCCGUGCCUUCUACCGCAUUCAGGCGACACGGCUAAUGACCGGGGCUGGAAACAUCUUGAAGAAGCACGCUGCUGAUCAAGCAAGGAAGGCGGUUAGCAUGCAUGAAGUUCGAACGGAGGGAGGCGAAAAUGAUCCCAUCACCAAAGUGUUCUUCGACCCUGGCACCUACCAGUGUCUCGAAAACUGCGGGACGGUGAGCGUGAAUGUAGUCCGGCGAGGAGGCGAUCUAACCAACACAGUCUCUGUGGACUUCCGAACGGAAGAUGGCUCAGCAAACGCCGGGUCUGACUACGAAUUCACUGAAGGCACCAUCAUCUUCAAACCUGGGGAGACGCAGAAGGAAAUCAAAGUAGGGAUCAUUGAUGAUGACAUCUUUGAGGAGGAUGAGAACUUCCUGAUUCACCUCAGCAAUGUCCAAGUGAUCUCAGAAUCAGCCGAGGAGAAUGGUUCUGAAGCCAACCAUGUUGAAACACUGGCGUGUUUGGGCUUACCCUCAACGGCGACUGUGACUAUCUUUGAUGAUGACCACGCUGGCAUCUUUACCUUUGAGGAGCCCGUGUCUCACGUCAGUGAGAGCAUUGGGGUUAUGGACGUCAAGGUACUGCGUACCUCUGGAGCCCGAGGAGUUGUAGUUGUUCCUUAUAAGACAUUGGAAGGUACAGCUAAAGGUGGAGGAGAGGAUUUUGAAGAUACCCAUGGAGUGUUGGAGUUCCAGAACGAUGAGACUGUCAAAACAAUUAAGAUCAAAGUUAUUGACGAUGAAGAGUAUGAGAAAAACAAGAACUUCUACGUUGAGAUUGGGGAGCCCCGUCUGGUGGAGAUGAGUGAGAAGAAAGCCCUGUUACUGCAUGAGCUUGGUGGCUUCGUUAAGACAGGGAAUGUUAUGUACGGCCAGAACAUCUACAGGAAAGUGCAAAGUAAGGACCACCCAUUACCUACAAGUGUCAUCCAUAUUGCAGAAGAAGGAGAGGAGAUGCAGCCUCUUACCAGCAAAGAGGAGGAAGAGAGGCGCAUCGCUGAGAUGGGGCGCCCCCUGCUGGGCGAGCAUGUCAAACUGGAGGUCAUAAUUGAGGAGUCAUAUGAAUUCAAGAGUACAGUAGAUAAACUCAUCAAGAAGACAAACCUGGCACUGCUGGUGGGCACUAACAGCUGGAGAGACCAGUUUAUUGAGGCGAUCACUGUCAGCGCUGGGGAGGAUGACGAUGAUGAAGAAUGUGGUGAGGAGAAACUCCCAUCUUGCUUUGAUUAUGUCAUGCACUUCCUGACUGUGUUCUGGAAAGUUAUGUUUGCCUUCGUCCCUCCAACGGAGUACUGGAACGGCUGGGCUUGCUUCAUUGUGUCCAUCUGCAUGAUUGGUCUUCUGACAGCUUUCAUUGGCGACCUGGCUUCCCAUUUUGGCUGCACCAUUGGGCUGAAGGACUCCGUGACAGCCGUAGUGUUUGUGGCUUUGGGGACCUCCGUACCAGACACCUUUGCCAGUAAGGUGGCUGCCAUCCAAGACCAGUACGCUGAUGCCUCCAUUGGGAAUGUGACAGGCAGCAAUGCAGUGAACGUGUUCCUGGGCAUCGGUGUGGCCUGGUCCAUCGCUGCCAUCUAUCAGAACGCCCAUGGGAGGGAUUUCAAGGUGGACCCGGGCACCCUGGCCUUCUCCGUGACCCUCUUCACCAUUUUUGCUUUCAUAAGCGUGGCCGUGCUGAUGUAUCGGCGAAAACCAGAGAUCGGAGGAGAGCUGGGCGGCCCUCGGACUCCCAAGAUUCUGACCACGUUACUGUUUGGUUGCCUCUGGCUGUUGUACAUUCUCUUCUCGUCUCUGGAGGCCUACUGCCACGUCAAGGGCUUCUGAGGAACCCUUCAUUUACAGAAUGAGCUGCGCCAAUACAGUGACCAAGCUUUUCUUUU
Polypterus senegalus (gray bichir) is the source of this 3335-nucleotide messenger RNA. It is a transcript of the gene slc8a1b, whose product is annotated as solute carrier family 8 member 1b. The transcript has 11 exons. Gene Ontology annotation, cellular component: sarcolemma; postsynapse; axon. The coding region runs from base 355 to 3279 and encodes 974 amino acids. Gene Ontology annotation, biological process: sodium ion transmembrane transport; calcium ion import across plasma membrane; cell communication. Gene Ontology annotation, molecular function: calcium:sodium antiporter activity. Lineage: Eukaryota; Metazoa; Chordata; Cladistia; Polypteriformes; Polypteridae. The record is from RefSeq and is a predicted model, not a curated record.